AUGGAGUCUCCGGCAUGGAUGUUCACGAAGGCUUUGUCACACCGUCAGAAGGUGUGCCGUCUUUACAAGAAAGCUUUAAGGGAAAUCGACAAUUGGUACGGAGGCGAUUGCUUGGAAGUGCGUUAUCAAAAACUAGAUUCGAUGCAAACAAGGAUGAGAAAGACACUCGCAAAAGCCAAUACCUUCUUGCUGAUGGCUGCCGGCAGCUGUGGGAAAAAAGGCAUUUCAAACCAAUUCCGAUACCCUCUGGACCCCGGAGGCAGUAGCUACGAUCGCUAUCGCGAAUCUCCUGACCAGAUCGUGGAUUCUGAACAGUGGACACUGCCUGAGAAAGAGCAAUUCCCGUACUACUUCAACAGGCGUGAGCAAAGAAAGAAGGAAUUGCUCGCUCAUUGGUCGAAGAUCGAGAAAGCGUGGGACGAUGAAAUUGCAGCUAUUCAAACGACUCUUCCGAAGGAGAAGCCCACGACAAAAGAACUUUAG
Molecule: messenger RNA, 483 nt
Organism: Ostertagia ostertagi
Lineage: Eukaryota; Metazoa; Nematoda; Chromadorea; Rhabditida; Trichostrongylidae
Source: the annotation of a GenBank genome assembly